Oxyura jamaicensis (ruddy duck) is the source of this 2555-nucleotide messenger RNA. It is a transcript of the gene COL25A1, whose product is annotated as collagen type XXV alpha 1 chain. The coding region runs from base 90 to 1976 and encodes 628 amino acids. The record is from RefSeq and is a predicted model, not a curated record. The transcript is spliced from 34 exons. NCBI's taxonomy places the organism in Eukaryota, Metazoa, Chordata, Aves, Anseriformes, Anatidae.
UCCCGUUAUUUCGUUUUCCCGCCAUUUAUCAUUAUUAUUAUCAUUAUUAUUAUUGUUUUGUUGCCGCUGUUUGCAAACUACUCGCCUCCAUGGGGGGUGGAGGAAAGGAAAUAAAAGCUGCCGCAGCUGAAGGGUACGAAAGUAUGCGGGGGAAGAGCCGGGGAGCCGCAGGACGGGAUGGCAGCGAGCGGCCGGGCUGCUCCGGGGAGCGCUGCCCGCGGCCGUGCGGCUCGGGGCUGGCCGCCCUCCUCUCGGCGCUGGCGGCCGCAUGCUGCCUCUACCUGGGGGUGCGGACCAGCGACCUCCAGGCCAGGCUGGCAGCCAUCGAGGAAACCCGAGGGGGGUCCUCGGCGGCCGCCGUUCCGCUCCCGCCGCUGCCUGGCUUUUCCCUGGAGCAGCUGAACGCGAUGAUGCAGGAGAAAGUGGAGCGGCUCCUCGCCCAGAAGUCCUAUGAGCACUUGGCAAAAAUACGAGUCGUGAGAGAAGUGCCUCCAGAAUGCAGCUGCCCACCAGGUCCUCCAGGGAAAAGAGGUAAGCGGGGCAGAAGAGGAGAGACUGGACCUCCUGGUCAGCCUGGUCCUCAAGGCCCUCCUGGUCCAAAAGGCGAGAAGGGAGAUCAAGGUGAUCAGGGCCCUCGGAUGGUGUUUCCUAAAAUCAAUCAUGGGUUUCUGUCUGCUGAUCAGCAGCUCAUUAAACGCCGCCUCAUUAAGGGGGACCAAGGACAAGCUGGACCCCCUGGGCCUCCAGGGCCACCAGGACCCAGAGGUCCCCCAGGAGAUACUGGCAAAGACGGUCCUCGAGGGAUGCCUGGUAUUCCGGGCGAACCUGGAAAAACAGGCGAACAAGGACUGACAGGACCUCAGGGGCCUCCAGGACAAAAGGGUUCUGUUGGAGUGCCUGGUGUUCCAGGGAGAGACGGACAAGUGGGUGAACCUGGUUUGCCUGGUAUAGCAGGAGAGAAGGGAGCAGCGGGACUUAAGGGUGACCCUGGAGAGAGAGGAGAAAAGGGUGAUGCUGGAGAAAAUGGACCAAAGGGUGACACAGGAGAAAAGGGUGACCCUGGUUCAUCUGCUGCAGGAAUUAAGGGUGAACCUGGUGAAUCUGGGCGACCUGGACAAAAGGGUGAACCAGGUCUUCCUGGGCUUCCUGGACUCCCUGGGAUAAAGGGUGAUACAGGUGACAGAGGUGACACAGGAUCUCCAGGUCCAAGGGGGCCACCUGGACAGAAGGGUGAUCAAGGUGCAACAGAGAUAAUUGAUUAUAAUGGCAAUAUUCAUGAAGCUCUUCAGAGGAUUGCCACCCUCACUGUCACGGGCCCACCAGGACCACCGGGACCCCAAGGGCUGCAAGGUCCAAAGGGUGAACCAGGAUCCCCAGGAGUUCCAGGAGUUGAUGGGGAGCAGGGUCCUAAAGGAUCAAAAGGAGAUAUGGGUGAACCUGGAAUGCCUGGAGAAAAGGGAGGAAUUGGACUUCCUGGCUUGCCAGGAGCCAAUGGUAUGAAAGGUGAAAAAGGAGAUGCUGGUUUGCCUGGUGCCCAAGGCCCUUCAAUCAUAGGACCACCUGGACCACCAGGGCCACAUGGUCCUCCAGGCCCCAUGGGACCUCAUGGUCUGCCUGGCCCAAAGGGUGUAGAUGGCCCAGUUGGUCCCCAUGGCCCUGCAGGUCCUAAAGGAGAUAGAGGUGAAAAGGGAACAGUAGGUGACCCUGGACCCAGAGGACCGUAUGGCUUGCCUGGAAAAGAUGGCGAGCCUGGCCUUGAUGGUUUCCCUGGUCCUCGAGGAGAAAAGGGUGAUAUAGGAGAAAAGGGAGAAAAGGGGGAAAAGGGAAAGAAAGGCAAAAAGGGGCCUAAAGGGGAGAAAGGAGAACAGGGUGCUCCUGGAUUAGAUGCACCUUGCCCAUUGGGUCCUGAUGGAUUACCUAUGCCUGGCUGUUGGCAAAAGGGAGUCACACCAUGGCUUAUUGCUAAAAAGAGAUAAAGCAGAGAAGGAUAGAAAGAGGUCUUGAAUUUUUGGGGAACACAGUUCCAGAUGCAGAUGGAUGGCUUCCAGUCUUGCGGGUCACCUGGCCCAUUUGAUCAAAGAGGGUCCCGCCCAUUAAUCAGCAUCGGUUUGCCUUGCACUGCUCAUGGUCAUGAAGACAUUGGCGAUAGGCCUGAUGGGUGCUUAAUCAAGAAGGAAAGAAGUUUGGAGAAGAAACCAGACUUCUCUGUGGGUUGUUUGAAAAGGUUACAGAGACGCUGCGUGGAUCAUUUGAUGGUAGACUGCCUGAGACCAGAAGCUUCUCAACCUUACUCAAGGAUUGGCACAAUAUGUGAUCUGCAUAUUAUAUUUUGGGACUGCUGAAGGAAAAAGCAUCCUUGAGACAUGGAUGAAUCAGAACAUCCUCCUCUGGAGGAAGUGGAACUGACCAGAUCCAUAUGUACUAUGGUGUGGUUUGCAGGUGAUUCAAUUUAAAUUACACAAAGCUAGCUGAACCUUCCUGAAGAAUUUUGGAAGCUAUGUUUAGUUUUGGUUCACUUUCCUGUAACAGUUGACAUAAAGGACACAUUUAGAUAA